CGAGGCUCAAGCAUCACUAGACGGGGGGAGCUCGCAGGUCUGCACCUUUUUAGCGAAGCAGCGCAGCCAUGCCGGCAAAUUCCGAGAAGGAGCCCACGGAGCCUUUUUUUGUUUCCCCAGGGCGCCUCCCCCCGACCCUCACAGUAAGUCAAAGGGCAGCUUGACUUGCAGCGACCGGCUCGCAGAUGAGAUGCAGCUGGCUUGCGUCCUUAACGCUGGCUCGAGGUUCAAGCGUCAUUAGACGGGGGGGGAUCUCGCGGGUCUGAGCCACUUCAGCGAAGCAGCGCAGCAAUGCCGGCAAAUUCCGAGAAGGAGCAUCUGUCCAUUGUGAUCUGCGGCCAUGUCGACAGUGGCAAGAGCACCACCACCGGCCGCCUGAUCUUCGAGCUGGGCGGACUGCCCGAGCGCGAGCUCGAGAAGCUGAAGGCGGAGGCCGAGCGCCUGGGCAAGGGCUCCUUCGCCUUCGCGUUCUACAUGGACCGCCAGAAGGAGGAGCGCGAGCGCGGCGUGACCAUCGCUUGCACCACCAAGGAGUUCUACACCGAGAAGUGGCACUACACCGUCAUCGAUGCCCCAGGCCAUCGCGAUUUCAUCAAGAACAUGAUCACCGGCGCUUCCCAGGCGGACGUUGCGCUUAUCAUGGUCCCGGCCGACGGUAACUUCACGACCGCCAUCGCCAAAGGCAACCACAAGGCUGGCGAGAUCCAGGGGCAGACUCGCCAGCACUCCCGCUUGAUCAACCUGCUGGGCGUGAAGCAGAUCUGUAUUGGCGUCAACAAGAUGGACUGUGACACCGCCGGAUACAAGCAGUCCCGCUAUGACGAGAUCGCAAACGAGAUGAAGAGCAUGUUGGUCAAGGUUGGCUGGAAGAAGGACUUCGUCGAGAAGGGGACGCCGGUGAUGCCCAUCUCUGGCUGGAUGGGCGACAACCUUCUGAAAAAGUCUGACAACAUGGGCUGGUGGAAGGGCUGCGAUGUCGAGUACGGCAAGGAGACCAUCCACGUGGACACCGUCUACGAUGUGCUUGACGUGAUGUGCCGCGUGCCGGAGCGUCCCACCAGCGCGCCAAUGCGCAUGCCGAUCUCCGGCAUUUACAAGAUCAAGGGUGUCGGCGAUGUGCUCGCUGGGCGCGUGGAGCAGGGCGUGGUGAAGCCGGGCGAGGAGGUAGUGUUCCUUCCCACGCACACCGCUUCGAAUCCGUGCACUGGCAAGGUGUUCACCGUGGAGAUGCACCACCAGCGCGUCGACUUUGCCAACCCUGGGGACAACGUUGGCCUCAACAUCAAGGGCCUCGACAAGAACAACAUGCCCCGCUCGGGCGACGUGAUGGUCUACAAGAAGGACACCACGCUGGGUCAGACGAAGGAGUUCGACGCGCAGAUCCAGGUGCUCGAUAUCCCCAACGAGAUCAAGGUCGGAUACUCUCCGAUCGGAUUCGUGCGUUGUGGGCGCGCGGCGUGCCGCAUCAGCAAGCUGAAGUGGAAGAUGGGCAAGGAGACGGGCGGCAAGAAGAUGGAGGACCCGCACUCCCUCAAGUCCAACGAGAUGGCUCAGUGCAGCUUCCAGCCUCAGCAGCCGCUGGUGUGCGACACCUUUAAGAAUUGCGAGGGCCUGUCGCGCGUGGCGUUCAUGGACGGCAACGGCGUUGUGAUGCUUGGCAAGGUCAUCUCGUGUGAGCGCAAGGAGGAGGGCGGCGCCGGCGGCAAGAAGAAGUAAGCCUGGAGAGAUAUCCCGUAGUUGACGCGAUCUUGUUUGACCACACACAGUGCCCAUGGUCUUCCCGCCAUUUCUGAGAGAGCGUGUGCCCGCCCCGGCCGUGCCAUAGGUUUUGGUAUGACAUUCGCUUGGCAACGGGUGGCGCCAUCUACUGUGGCUACGGUAGGAUUAGCACCGUAAUAACCAUAUGUGAACUUGCGUAUGUAUGCGUGCCGUAAGCUGUUCAUGUUGUGUACAAGAUGUCCACCGCUCGCUGCGCUUCGCUGAUCAAACGUUGGAACUAUGAUGCACGCUGAGCGUCCUGGAUCAUGUGUCUCAUGGUAUGUGUAGGACUCGGGGACUUCGCGGGGUUCCUCUGCCGUAUCGAGAUCGUGAGCUUCAUGAAGCUCGGAGGUUCUUAUCGGUCUCGUGCUGUUCUCCGGCUUUGCGGGGCUCAUGACUUGCAGUGUGGCCGUGGUGGUCAUGCUGGUUUUGUGGGGCUGUAGUGGCCGCGGACGCACAUGAGUCAGAGGGGGUCUGAUUCCCCUGUCCCAUCCCAC
This is a messenger RNA of Prorocentrum cordatum, 2255 nucleotides long. The record is from the annotation of a GenBank genome assembly. NCBI's taxonomy places the organism in Eukaryota, Dinophyceae, Prorocentrales, Prorocentraceae.